Molecule: messenger RNA, 1806 nt
Organism: Scomber japonicus (chub mackerel)
Lineage: Eukaryota; Metazoa; Chordata; Actinopteri; Scombriformes; Scombridae
Product: heparan sulfate glucosamine 3-O-sulfotransferase 3A1-like
Exons: 2
Coding region: 275-1453 (392 amino acids)
Molecular function (GO): [heparan sulfate]-glucosamine 3-sulfotransferase activity
Source: RefSeq, a predicted model, not a curated record
AGACACUUAAUUACCUGAAGUCGUUGUGCAGUGGCGGGAAGCACCUGCUCGCUUUUCCUCAGGCUUCCUCAGGCUUCAUCUUUCUCACCUGUGCGCAGCAGGUAGGCUAGUUAUCAUUUUUUUCUUUUCUUUUUUUUCUCUUGGAGGAGACAGAGGUGUUGUCCGCAGCACACUGUGGAUGAGAACUCACUCUUGGGUUUCUUCAUGGCAAGAAGACUCAACAAUGUGUGCCUAGCAUGGCUGUGGCUCCUUCACCGACCACCCAGGGACCGGUAUGGCUUUUAGCCGCAUCAGUAAACUGGACCCCCCGUCCCGAGGCAUCUUCAGGAAAGCGGCGGUCAUGCUGGGCUCCCUCCUCACCUCUCUCUUCCUCCUGCACUGCCUCGCCGACCGCCACAGCACCACCUUACCCUCACCGGUCAAACACUCCCCCAGCCGGCUCUUCGAGGACUUAAGGUCGCAGAGGACUAAAAGGCUGGUGUAUGAAUGGACCGCCGGGUCGGAGCUGACGGACUACGGGGCCACAAGGCGCUCCUCUCGGGUCCUAGCGGAUGAGCGCGCGGGGCAAGCUUUGGAGGUGUCAGAGGAGUCUCUCAUCCUGCCUCCGCCGGAUUUAGUCGCCUCCAGAAAAGUGUCGCCGAGGUUUGCAGGUAAACUCAGUCCGCUUGGGGAGGGAAGCAAGAAGCUGCCACAGGCUCUCAUCAUCGGGGUGAAGAAGGGAGGGACCCGGGCUCUGCUGGAGUUCCUCCGGGUUCAUCCGGACAUCAGAGCCGUAGGAGCGGAGCCGCACUUCUUCGACCGCAACUAUGAGAACGGACUAGAGUGGUACAGGGAGUUAAUGCCCAAGACCCUAGAGGGACAGAUCACCAUGGAGAAAACCCCCAGCUACUUUGUAACCAGAGAGGCUCCAGCCCGCAUCUCCGCCAUGUCCCGGGACACCAAGCUGAUUGUCGUAGUGAGGGACCCCGUCACCAGGGCUAUCUCAGACUACACACAGACACUGUCUAAGAAGCCUGACAUUCCCUCUUUCGAGAGCCUCACCUUCAAAAACAGGACUACGGGGCUCAUCGACACCUCAUGGAGCGCCAUCCAGAUCGGCAUCUACGCCAAGCACCUGGACAACUGGCUGCAGUACUUCCCCAUGGGCCAGAUCCUGUUUGUGAGCGGCGAGCGGCUAAUCAGCGACCCGGCCGGAGAGCUGGGCCGCGUGCAGGACUUCCUGGGACUCAAGAGGAUCAUCACAGACAAACACUUUUACUUCAACCAGACCAAGGGUUUCCCAUGCCUCAAGAAGGCAGAAGGCAGCAGCAAGCCCCACUGCCUGGGUAAAACCAAAGGGCGGACCCACCCGAACAUUAACCCUGAGGUGGUGCAGAGGCUACGGGACUUCUACAGACCCUUCAACAUGAAGUUCUACCAGAUGACGGGGCGUUUUUUUGGCUGGGAUGACUGAAUGUUUGUUUUCUCUGUGACACAGAGGAGAGGCAGAAGUGUGAUGGAGUAUUAGGGCCACUCCAGGGGGAAAAAAAGAAAUUUUGAGGGUACAGUCAUAAUAUUUGAAGAAAAACAUUAGAUUGUGAGAAUAAAGUCAUGAUUAGGGGGAAAAUGUCAGAAUACCUAACUAAUGGAGGUGAAAGAAAUAGUUGUUGUAGCAAAAAACACUUAUGAAGUAUUAAAUAUAUUUUGAGGUUGUUGUGCACUACAGUCAGAACAUGUUUAUAUAAGCCAAAAAUAUAUGUAAUUGAACUGUAAUGCUAAAACAUAAAUCUAAGCUGAUCCACCCAAUCUAAUUAUACCAUUUUGGUU